AAUCGCAAUUUUCAUAAUUCAAAGCAUUACUUACUCCAUAUUCUGACACUAAACGACACCGCCACAUCUUAAACGACGACCGUAUCUGACAAACGGUGCCGGUUGCUGGUGCCACCGCCAUUAUUCCUAUUUACACAUCAAAACCAUUCCUUUCGUUUUCUUCCCAAAACCUAAUUUAGAGUUACUGUUGGUGAUCGACUCCAAUUCGGAUUUGAAACCGCAGAGAGAAUGAACAAUUCUAUCAUGGCCUUUGCUCUGCUAUUAUUCCUUUGUUUGAUAGGCUAUUCAAACGCCGAAGAAGCUUUCGAUGUUCGCAAGCACCUCUCCACUGUCUCUAGAUAUGGUGCCGUGAAAGACAUUGCUGAUGAUAACUUCGUUCCUUCAAAAAUCCCGGAGGGAUGUGUUCCGAUCCAUUUGAAUCUUGUGGCAAGGCAUGGAACUCGUUCUCCCACGAAGAAAAGGAUAAGGGAGUUGGAUAAUUUGUCUGCUCAUCUGGAAGAUCUCGUGAGGGAUGCAAAAGAGCGACAUUUGCCUUUGGAGAGGUUUCCUUCCUGGCUGAAUGGAUGGAAAUCUCCUUGGCAGGGAAGGCGUAGGGGUGGUGAAUUAACUAGCAGAGGAGAGGAAGAACUAUAUGAUCUUGGAAUCAGGAUUAGAGCCAAGUUUCCAAAUUUGUUUGAUGAAGAAUACCAUCCUGACGUAUAUCCUAUUAAGGCAUCUCAGAUUCACCGAGCAUCUGCCAGUGCUGUGGCAUUUGGUAUGGGGCUUUUCAGGGGCAAUGGAAGUCUUGGACCUGGGCGUCAUCGAGCCUUUGCUGUUACAAGUGAAAGCCGUGCUAGUGACAUACACCUGAGAUUUCAUGACUGCUGUCAUAAUUACAAGGCUUAUAGGAAAAACCAGGAACCUGCAGUUAGUAAACUUAAGGAACCCAUUUUGGAUGAGAUUACAUCUGCACUGAUUGGACGCCAUGGACUUAAUUUUACUAGGCAGGAUACAUCUUCUAUCUGGUUUUUGUGUAAACAGGAAGCAUCCUUGUUGGAUAUAACUAAUCAAGCGUGUGGUCUUUUCAACCCUUCUGAGAUCGAAUUGCUUGAGUGGACAGAUGAUUUGGAGAUGUUUAUUCUGAAAGGUUAUGGUAAAUCACUAAACUAUAGAAUGGGAGUUCCGUUACUUGAAGAUGUUUUUCAAUCCAUGGAACAGGCUAUCAUAGCUAAAGAAGAAAGACAUCCUUCUGGCAGCUUUGAAAAGGCAAGACUUCGGUUUGCGCAUGCUGAAACCUUAGUUCCAUUCUCAUGUCUCCUUGGUUUAUUUCUCGAAGGAUCUGAUAUUAAAAAAAUUCAGAAGGAACAACCUCUACAGCAGCCUCCAAUGCCUCCACAGAAAAGAAAAUGGCGGGGUAGCACUGUAGCCCCUUUUGCUGGUAAUAACAUACUGGUCUUAUAUAGUUGUCCUGCUCCAGAUAAAGCUAUAAGCAAGCACUUUGUGCAGGUGUUACACAACGAACACCCCAUUCCAUUGCCAGGUUGUGAUGGCUCUGAUCUCUGUCCAUUUGAAUUAUUCAAGGAAAAAAUAGUUGCACCUCAUCAGAAGCAUGACUACCAUACGGUCUGUAAUCCAAAGCUAGAGCAUGAGCCCUCGGGGAGCAAGUUUUUUCAGAUAUUUCAGUGGCUUUUCUCAUCAGCGAAAGGUGAUAACUACUCUAAAGAUGAAUUUUAGUUUGUAUCUUAGGAAAGGAGCUUCAAAUCUUACACUCUGCUCCCUUGGUGGUAUCAUCGUUUCUUAACUACUUUCAAAUAUGAGCACCUAUUCCUUCUAGCAGAGAAUCAGUUUUACUUAGUUAUGCUGCCAGUAGAGAAUGCCUUUGUUUUUGUUUUUACUAUCAGUUACUGUAAUGCCUUUGCUAUUUUUAAGCUUGGUGCUUGAGUAGCUUGAGCCCUCCCAUGUUUAGCUUCUAAGACCCAGAGAAUUUGGAGUUGGAAAGUUUAGUUUUCUCCCUUGUAGGUUUACUCUUAGUACUCUACUGAUACCACAGAUAGUGUAACUUGAUGUGUUUGCAGACUAACUCAUGCAUUAGCCUCUCACGAACUCCACUUUUGUUCUUUUUGAACAGUAGACCUCUGACUUCUACUAAUGCUCAUAUUUUCGUUUUUCU
This is a messenger RNA of Vigna unguiculata (cowpea), 2149 nucleotides long. Its product is annotated as histidine acid phosphatase family protein. Gene Ontology annotation, molecular function: inositol phosphate phosphatase activity; acid phosphatase activity. The record is from RefSeq and is a predicted model, not a curated record. Lineage: Eukaryota; Viridiplantae; Streptophyta; Magnoliopsida; Fabales; Fabaceae.